This is a messenger RNA of Ipomoea nil (Japanese morning glory), 921 nucleotides long. Its product is annotated as PRA1 family protein H. The record is from RefSeq and is a predicted model, not a curated record. The transcript has 4 exons. Gene Ontology annotation, cellular component: Golgi apparatus; endoplasmic reticulum. Bases 83 to 814 code for a protein of 243 amino acids. NCBI's taxonomy places the organism in Eukaryota, Viridiplantae, Streptophyta, Magnoliopsida, Solanales, Convolvulaceae. Gene Ontology annotation, biological process: vesicle-mediated transport.
UUUCUGUUUGUAUAUCUAUCUAUCUAUCCAUCCCUUUGUAGAUGAAACGAAUCAUUCCCAGUUCCCAAAGAGAAGAACGAAAAUGGUGUUCUCAGCCAACCCGUUAUCUCUAAGUGUACCCGAACCCGCAUUCGAGACCUGGCUCCGAGACAGCGGCUACCUCGAAAUUGUCGACCAACGCACCUCCGACCUCCACCGCCUGUCCUCUUCCUCCGCCGCCGUGACCUCCUCCUCUUCCUCCGCCGCAGCGCCUUCGACUACCGCCUCUUCCGCCAUCAGUAACGGAUUUUUCGUGUUGUUCUUUUCAAACGUCGGAACCCUACUCUCUCUCUUCACCUUCAAUCCCUUCUCCAAGCUCGCCACCAGCGACUUCUCCGGCGACACCCCCUCCUGGACCCUCAAAUUCUUCGGCUCAUGUCAGUCGUACUCGUUUCCGUCGUCGCCCGCCCAGGCCCGCCUCCGAGUCCAUGAGAACGUCAAGCGCUAUGCCCGCAAUUAUGCUUCGCUCUCCAUUCUCUUCUUCGCUUGCUCUCUGUAUCAAAUGCCUCUUGCCCUUGUUGGAUUACUGUCAUGUAUAGCUCUCUGGGAUCUUUUUAACCUCUAUGGUGGUCGGUUUGGAUUAGAUCAGUACCCUACAACCAAGCUGAUCCUCAUUCGCAUUGCCCAGUGUGCAACUGCAGCUAUCUUAUUCGGUUCCAAUGUCCCUUCGGCUUUGUUUUGUACUGUUGUUGUCAGUUAUGCAGUCAUGAUUUUGCAUGCCUCAUUCAGGAAGCUGACUCCUUCAAAGCAAUCAACUCAGGUCAUUAUAAAGUGAGAUGUCUGAUCAUAAAUUGUUGCUUGAAAAGUUAAAUUCAUUAUAUUGCAGUAACACAUAGCAAUAUGCUCAAAGUUAAAGAGGAUAAUUAUCACCAAUUUUAGGAG